Molecule: messenger RNA, 7750 nt
Organism: Haliotis rubra (blacklip abalone)
Lineage: Eukaryota; Metazoa; Mollusca; Gastropoda; Lepetellida; Haliotidae
Product: methyl-CpG-binding domain protein 5-like
Cellular component (GO): nucleus; chromocenter
Molecular function (GO): DNA binding; chromatin binding
Source: RefSeq, a predicted model, not a curated record
UCUGGGCUGGGUGUCAUGCGCAGUAAAGCUGCGGCCAUGUUCUCGGAUAAAUAUAUGCAAAAUUUUGAUAUUUUGAUUAUUUUGUGUGCCGCACAAGCUAAAAACAAUGGUUAUAUACCCGCAAAAUGCAGGAGAAAUUAACAUAGGAAUACAUGAGCAUGCUACAAUAAUGUUCCGGUCAUGGAAGAUAUCAUGGUUGAAAGCUUCUCUGUAGAAAUGACAUCAAAGUGGAAACGUACAUGUAUGUUAAUUUGUGAAAGAUGACGUGAGACAGUGAAAAUGUGUUCUUUCACAGCCAAAGACUUUCUAUUUACAUAGACACCCUUAUUUACCAGAUAUAAACAUGAACUUUGACAAUGGUCAGGGUCUGAAAUUUGGAGUGUCAAACUAUGGCCAGGGAUUGGCAAAUGCCACCAAUGUGUGUCACUUUCAGUAUAUGGGGAUGGGUGAGGCUCAAGGGGCCAUGAAACCAGGCCAGGGGAUACCACAGAUGCCGGUUGACCGAAAUGCAUUUGUUCCUUCAUAUCACAAUGUCGGACUGGCUCACCAUCAAGGCAAUCCAGGAGCCCAAGCUGGUUUUCCAAUGGGGGUCAACAUCUCUAUGUCAUCGCCCAUGUCUUUCAACUCCCUGCCCCCAAUGGAAAGCUUUGGUGGACAUAACCAAGGAUUCCCACCCAACCAGAGACCGGGGAUGAAUUACAAGAACUUCAAUAACUGGGUCGGUCCAAACCAGAGCAAUCAGACCUCCCUUCCAAGCAUUGGUCACUUGUGGUCACACUUCCAGCAACAGCAGAUUCAGAAGCAUACUGUACAACAGCCUCCCCCACACCAGCAGAACUUCUACCCCAACCAGCAGCAUAUGCAGGGUUUCCAAAAUACACUUGCCCUAAGUCCAAAUAUGGCGGGGGGACCACGUGGACAAAACAUCAGCUAUCAAUACCAAGCUCAGAAUCCGACCGUUGUGAACCAUUCUAGGAUGUAUCAAAAUUUCCCCCAGGAGAGAAUGCAGAACUGUAUAUAUGGAAGUCAAAACGUUCCGGCAGUCAGUCAGAGUGUUUCUGGUGUCAAUGAUCAACAUACUGCUAAAGCACCUGGCCAGUCACAUCCUGUUCCCCAUGUAGGAACACCUGGUCCUCAGGUGACGGCCAUUUGUAACCAGGUGACUAAAACUACCACCACGAUCACCAUGACCAACUGUAACAGUUCACCCCUGACCACUGCAAUGGCACAUGUGAAUGUGACGGUUCCUUCCGUUCUUACGUCGGUUGCUGUGACCAAACCUUCAGAAGGAGCUGGAGAGAGCCCUCGACGAACCCCGGGGGCGGAGACAGUGCCAUCGGUCACUGUAUCUGGUUGUGCUUCACACCACACUAAGCCCAAAGUAAGUGAUGGUGCAGAUUCUGAGGGAACUGAGUGCGAACAGGACUCCAUGGAAUCCAAAGACAUUGAACAGAGUUUGCAGAUUGUUAAGGUGCCGUUUGGCUGGAGGAGGACGACAGAGGAUGGGGCAGUGGUGUACUACAGUCCCAGCAACACAAGGCUUUGUUCGUACCAUGAAGUAUGCAAGUAUCUGUCUGCAGAGGGCACCUGCAAGUGUGGCUUGGAGUGUCCACUCUUGGUGGAGAAGGUGUUUAACUUUGACCCACUGGUCAAUGGGAAACUGUGGACUGUGGAUGACAUGGCUACAGGGGACCUCACCAAGUUGUGUAUUCACAAACGCAAAAUUAUUGCAAUGGCAACUUUUCAGAGUAGUCGGUCGAUGUCUGUUUCUAAAGCUACGGAUAAGAUCAGUCAUUCAGGAACAGGAGGUCAUUCAAAGAAAGGUAAGAAGAGCAAAAGCAAAGUGAACUCUACACCAUAUGAUGGGCUGUUGGUAUCACAGCUUCUGGCUCAGAAAGGAAAGGUGAAACCACCGAUGAAUCACACCCACAAGCACACCAAAUCAAAGGGUGAUGGUUCACAGAAUCCCACAGAUGGACCUGCAUCUAAGUCGUCAAAUAAUGUCACUACUGUUUCUAAUGCUGUACCAAAGAUGUUUGAAAAUAAGUCAGUUCCUUGCAAAUCUCAAGCUUUGCAACAGUUACAACAAGUAAAUAAGCUCAACAACUCCGUUGGCAACAUAAUGCCAGAUCCAGCUGAUGACCUUGGCCCGAUAACGUGCCAAGUCCCGGCCAAACUGGACUUCAGCAAAGAAGGCUUCCUGGAGGAUCAGAAGAAUAGGCUUCAGACGUCUAUGGCCGGACAUAGUGUUGGUCAGACAAUCUUCCAUCAAGGGUCUGUGUCCCCUCAAGCUCCUUUUAGUCAAGAACAGCUGAAGCACCAGUUGUUGAUGCAACAGUCUGCUUCUCCAUGUGCUCCCACUGCCAGUCCCUCUUUAGUCAAUUCUGUUCCAAACCACAUGUACGGACCAAAUGUUCCUCAACACUUCCAGUGCCAGUUGCCUAUGAAUAUGCAGCAGAAUUCUGGAAACAUAAUGUUCCAGACUCUAAUGCAUGUGCAGAAUCCACAAGCCCAAAGAUUUACGAACCCUCCUGUGUUUGAACAAGCCAACAUGCAAGGCAAUCAUUUGCAGGUUGGAUCCCAACCAAAUCUCAUGAUCAACCAGGGCUAUCCUCAUUUAGGUAAUCUGACCUGGCUGGACCCAGGGAAACCAAAGGCCAAGAGGCCUAGAAGCAAGAAGGAUAAACAGAAGUUGAACAGCAUUCUCGACAGGACGUCUCCUUGUCCGAAUGUUGAUGUCCGACACAUACCUCAGGAAGCAUCAAAGAAUCCAUCCAGCAUCAACACUAGUGUAUCAUUCAUGGAAAAUCCAGCAGCAUUUCUUGCUCAACAAACAGCUCUUGUUCAUAGUUCAUUAAGUUCCACAAAGACAGACAUGUCUCAACCAAGUCCACGGACACCACAACCUUCUGUAUCCUCCCCUCCAAGUGUAUCCACCUCAAUUCAAAAUAAGACUGUACCUGUAACCACAGCUUCUUCACCAGCAUCUGAACCCUCGGAAGAGGUACCAGACAAAGUAUUGCCAUCUAAAACAUGUAGUAUUAGUGUACCAUCUGCAACAUCCAGUACAUCAACUGGCACUGUGACUACUGCUAAAACCCCAGGAUUGUUGAAAGUUGAUGACAGUGCAAACUGUGAUAGAUCAGAUACACCUGCUAUAGAAAAAUUGAAUGUUUCUGAGAAAGAAGCUAGUGCAUCUGAACAGUGUUGUGAUGACAAAACCAGAUCAAGUCCUGCCAGCAAUGCCACUCUACCUACAGAUGCCAAAGCGAACUCUUUAGAAUCAAGUGAGACUAAGGACUCAGAUUGUAUCAGUGAAAAUAACAUAACUAACAGCACUAAGCCAAAUGUUUCACAUCAGAGCCAAACACCUGUAAGUAGCAAUGCCACAAUUGUCACUCUAGCUUCCACUGUCUCCGCACCAGACCCAUCCACUACUGCUACAAAUUUGGUAAUGCCAAACGAAAUUUCUGAACUGAUAGCUGCUAAUAAUCUGAACCUCAAUGCUGUUCAACAAGCUUUAAGUCAGCAAGGACCAGGGGAGUUUCCUGCCAGCACACUACUGUCCGCUGCAGCAAGAGCACAGGGCUCUCAGCAAAACCCACUUAAUGUUCUACUAGGCCAGCCAAUGCAAGUCAGCCCUUCUUUGCAAGUUCCUACUGGGCAGGAAACUGCCCCACCAGCUGCCAUUCCUGACAUCAUGAACAAAGCAGGCAUUAACACGUUAGAUCAGUUGAAUUUAUCUCUACAACAGCAAGGAGGUGGAACUCUCAUGCUUCCUCAGAACCCAAAUAUUUUGGCAGGUGCUCUUCCUGGGGGUUAUAUCAAUACACUGAAUGGUCCUACUGUGCAAGGAUUACCUCUCAACAUGUUCCUCCCUGUUAACCAACCGAUAGGCAAUUCCACAGGUUUAAAUCCUGCUCAAAACGUAUUGAUUGGUCUUGAUCCUAAGUCAGGUGCCAAUUCACAAACUUCAAAACAGGCCACAACAACAGGUAGAGUUUCAGGAGUAGAGACUACUAAGGGUUUGGAUGGCUUUAAUGGACCUGCUGUGAACUUCCCUACACUAUUUGCAAAUGUUCCUGGUGGCCCGAGUACUAUUGGUGCUAACAUGAAACUUUCAACAACAUCUUCCUCAAAUGCAUCCCAAGUUUCUGCUGGUGUCAAUGCUUCUUUGCUAAAUAAUCAGUUCCCAUAUGUCACCAUGAACACUCCUAUGCCUCCGAUGUCUCUUCCCCUUGUAACCAAUGUCACAAACAGCCUAUCACAAGUGAUCCCAGCAGUUGGUGUUCCUCAAACUGUUCUGAAUCAGCAACCUGUUACGUCGCUCAUCAGCACUGUGACUGUCCCAACAUUAAACAAUUCCGUUGUUAUUACAAACCAAAUACCCUCAAUGCAUACCUCCCAGACUGGGACACAGAACAUUGCAUUUAUGGGAGUACAACAACCUCAAGGGGGUGAGUCUGAAACCAAUGCAAAUGUAGGCACAGCUGAAGAUGUCAACAGUGUUGGCAGUUCUAUGGCCAGUAAUGAAACAGUGUGUGUAAGUGAAAGUGGCCAAGCUAAUGUUCCAAAGCUUGAGGCAGCCCAUCAGGGCGUGGAGACUCUCAUGAACAAACUUGUCAGUCCGACAAAUGAAGUCAUAGAACAAAUGAAUAAUAACACAGGUCAGGUUGUGCUUCUACCAAAUCCAAAUAUUCCCUUGCUUCAGCUGUAUGGAGCUAAUCCAUUGUUACCAGCACCUGGGAUAGAUAAGUUUGGUUUGAAUAGCAUGCAGCAAGUCAUGCUGCAUGGGACAAUGAUUGAUCCUCAGCUGUGCCAAGGCCAGGCAGCUGUUGGAGGAGGUCUCAAUCUCCUCCAGAUGCAACAGAUGUGGAACAAUGCUGGCAACGGCAACAUGACCAAUCUGAAUGCAAUACAACUUCAACAGCUGCAGGCACUUCAGCUGCAACUUCUGCUGCAACAGAUCCAGGGAAUGCAAUCCCUUGUCAACCAAAUCCAGCUCCAAGGUGCUGCUCAACAGACCCUGAAUCCGGAUGGAACCAUACCAACUCAAGAAGUACCCAAUGUGGGAGAAGUGGAAGAGGAAGUGAAGGUUGAGGUGAAAGAAGAAGAGGAUGAUGAGGAGGAUGAUGUGGACACCCAGGAUGCAGAUUUGAGUCCUUCAGGGGAAUGUGAAUUCAAAAGUGAAUGUGAUCAAAAUGUAAGCAAGAAUUUCUCUCCGGAACAACCUGUUAAUGAUAAUGAUGUGGGUUAUGGCGUAAAAGAUUCAGUUGAUAAUGAGGUUUCUCAAGAGUCCAAAGCUGUAUGUGAUGCAACAGGUGCUGGUGCAAAUGACAUUACCUGUUCGAAGUCUGAAGAUGGGGACAGUUUACCUGAGACAUCACAGACUAAGAAAGAUCAGGAAUUUGGAGUUAGUGAGAAUUCAAGAAGUGACAGUGAUAAACAGUCAUGGCAUAAUACUGACUCUGACGAUGUAUCCUCAUCAACUUUGUCUGUGUCUGAUUCAGCAGGUGAACAAAAAUCAUGUGACUCUAACUUGUUGGACUCCUCUAAAACUGGUACAGCUUUGAGAACAAAUCCACAAAAAGCAUCAUUAGGAGAAGCAGAACCUCCUUCGGGGUCAAAUGCAGUAAUGGGUCGUGGUUCAUCCAGCAGUGUACUGGAUGGGUCCGCAGCCACAGCUUCAGAUCUGCCCCAUGCCAACCACAAUGGGCCGGAGGAGGACUUGUGUGAUGAUACUGAUUCACUGGAUGAUGAUAUGUCUCUCGAUGACCUGCGGAGGGGGUUGAAACGAGCCAGGACGGAUGAUGAGACGGAUGUGGACUCCACGAGUAUUGACAACUUUGAUGAAGAGUCUAUUGACGGCAUGGUGUCUGAAGGCUACCUUCAGAACUUCUCCACAGGAGAUGUUGUAUGGGGUCAGAUCCGAGGUUUCCCACUAUGGCCUGGCAAGCUGGUUCCAGAAAGUGCUGCUGAGGGAAUUGAACUGAACCCUUCCUUAGAGGACCGGGCAGAUGCUGUACUGGUCAUGUGGUAUGGGGAUCAUACAUUUACUCGAGUUGAGCCGCAGAGACUCAAGACGUGGCGUGAAGGAAUGGUUGCUCAUCACAAAACGAGGAGGAAAUACCGCAGAGGUAGGAAGAUGAACUCCCAUCUCGAGGCGGCUAUCCAGGAGGCUGUCAAGGACAUCAAGGACAUGCCUGUAGUGAACUCGGACACAGCCACAUUGAAACCGUCGGUCAAGGGGCGUGCGACAAAGAAGAGGAAGGCUUGACGCCUCAAUGAUUACUCCAGUACACAGUCAAACCUUGAAGAGAGCCUGCAUUCACUGAAUGUUUUUGUGGUUGGAUAGUGCACAUUCAGUCCAGGGAGAAAGUACAAGAGCGAUGUAUAAUAAAUAUCAUCAUGACAUUCUAUGGACAGGGAUUAUUUAUGUCCAGGCAGUACGGGAAUUUACUUUCCUGAUUGAUGUGAUGUCUGUUCAUCAGUGAGAAACCAUGUUUGAAACAUUUUGAACUCUUGAGAACACUGUAUUAUGCUGGUUUGAAAAAUUAUAUCUAAGUUCAUUAUGGCAUCAACACAAAUAAGAUUCUAAUCAUAACAGUUUAUAAGAACUACGUUAUAUAUCAGGUUAUAAGUAAUAGAAAAUUGAGAGUGUAAAUUGCAUCAAUUUUGAAAAUACUGCUUGUCAUUUUAUUCAUAGAGUGUAAUGAUAUCUUGCACAAGUUACUGAUCUUGUUCGUCUUUCCCACAAUUUCUUUUCUUGACAUCAAGGGUUUGGAUGACUGCCAAUUGAUCAAUUGAUUGAGGUUCACUUCUGAGCUGUAUUUCACUCUAGACAUGUGAUACGGCAAAGGGCGAGCAUACAAUAAUGGUGGCCAUCCACAACUGGUGGCAAGACUGCACAGGGCAAGCAUUAUACAAUUAUUGACUUCUAGUGAGGUUGAUCCAAUCAUUUAUCGACCUUGGACAUGUGAUAUUCACCGAGGCGAAACCAAAGCUGAGGUGAAUAUCACAUGACCAAGGUCGAUACAUCAUUGGAUCAACCGAACUGAAGUCAAUAAUUGUUUUAUUAUAUGACAAAAGUACUGAAUACCUGUUCUUGUGUCACAUAGCAUACCACUGAUGGCGUUGCACAUGACCCAGAGGUGCAUCCAUUUUGAUACAGAUGGGACGUAACUCUAAACCAACACAGUCACACGGACGAAGCGAUGCCUAUUGCUUCCUUAUCUGGAACAGCUGGAAUAUCCCAAAUCUAUUUUUAACCACGGGAGGUUCUUGGAUUGUUAUAUCAACUUCUCGCGAUGUGGCGAGGUUGACAUCGCUUAGCGUCAAAGCUGUCAUGUGACCAAGUGGGCCAAUCAGCAGGACGGAAAUCUACCCGUCAUAUAAUAAGCAAUAACGGUGGUCAUCCACAACUGGUGGCAAGACUAUGAGAUUUAUUCUGGAGGAAAAAUCAGAAAGGUGCAUUCAUUUGUUAAUGGUGAUUCCACUAUGAAGGGGAUGUGCCUAUUUGAGAGGUACCUGGCAUGUACCAGGCAAGAGAAAAUUCAUAAACUUACUGACUGUUGCACCUCCAUGUCCUGCCACCUACACCAUGUGUUGCAGUAAUGAGAGUUACGGCCCUUUGGUAUGUCAUUCCUGGUUGCCCAGUCAUUUUAAGUUGUAACAUGGCAACACCUGAUAAAUAUCUGUUAAGUCUUGGAGCAUAAAUUCACUAAAUUCAGAGAGUGAGUUGAGACAUUUU